Megalops cyprinoides (Indo-Pacific tarpon) is the source of this 4277-nucleotide messenger RNA. RefSeq names its product CTS telomere maintenance complex component 1 (gene ctc1). Gene Ontology annotation, cellular component: CST complex. Bases 132 to 4094 code for a protein of 1320 amino acids. Gene Ontology annotation, biological process: positive regulation of DNA replication; telomere maintenance via telomere lengthening. The transcript has 24 exons. NCBI's taxonomy places the organism in Eukaryota, Metazoa, Chordata, Actinopteri, Elopiformes, Megalopidae. Gene Ontology annotation, molecular function: telomeric repeat DNA binding; single-stranded DNA binding. The record is from RefSeq and is a predicted model, not a curated record.
GAAGGCACACUGAAUGUUGGCAAGUAGUUCAAAAUAUUUGAUCGUAACGUCAGACGUCUAUCCUGGCCCCAUUUCAUAGUGAGUCACAUAAAGUUAGCUGGCUUAACUUUCAGGAAGCCUAGGGAGACGGCAUGGAUUCGUUUCUUGGCGAAUUUGAAGAAGCAAAUGUGGCGGAACUUCGCUGGCUAAGGGGGGUGUACCGAUUUGUGGAAGACACCCUGUGUCCAGUUGCUGAGCAGAGCGCUGGGCAGCUGGCGUUAGCUGUGGUCAGAGCGGUGCAGCAGACGCUGGGCUCCAAGGCCGGCAUUCUGCCUCUGGGCUACAGGUUGGUUUCUGUGUCUGAGCUGGUCACCAGGCAACAUACUCUCUGCUGCAGCCAUUUCACCUGGAGUAGCAUGCAGUACAGAGAGUGGAUCAAGGAGGCGGAGCAAGGGCUUCCCAGUCAGAAAGCUCUGCCGCAGGCUUACUUGCUGCUGAUUGGUUGUCUGACUGAUGAGGGCGGUGCAGAAUCAAGUGGGGUGUGUGAUCAGACGUGGAAGGUGAAGGACGGAAGUGGGUGUGUGCAUUGUGAGAUUCUCAACCCCUCACCUGAGUGGCUGGGACAGUUGAUGCUGUUUCCCAGUUGGAACUACAUUCCUCAGCAUGCUUCAAGACAGGGCCAGGAAGUAGAGGGUUACCUGGAGCUGAGUGCUACUCCCCUGCCUCUGAUCCCCAGUCCCACACACUUUGACCCUGGGGGUUACAUGCAUAAGUUAGUGGGGCCCAGGGAGGCAGUCAGACUGCUGCACCUGAGGGAGAAGCACAGAGGCAUUCGCCUGGAGGUGUGUGGGCGGGUGAGCAUGCUGGGUCCCCAGAUGGACAUCAGAGGAAAGUCAUUGUUCUGCUUCUGUUUGACAGAGGGGGACUGCAGUGUUCCUGUUCUGGUCACGGACCCUGGCUGUCUGAGCUGGCAGCAAUGCAUGCAUGUAGGUGCUCUUGUGUGGGUGUCAGGGCUGCGGCCCUGCGUGCUGAAGGGUGUGCCUGGCCGCAGGGCACUGUGUGUCACCCCUCAGUCCUGCUUGCACCUCACACAAGAGCUCCUAGCUGCACCCCUGCCCUGGGACACAGCGACUCACACCGUGGCAGAUGGCAGGGACAUGGAAUCAGGUCCACUGGGACAAAAGGAGACAGAGGUAGACACACAGUCAGAUAUGGAGACAGAUGCGCAGACGGAGGCAGACAUCCAGAUGGACGUGCAGACUGUCACUUCUCAACCACAGGCGCUCCCUACAAUCAAGACCAAACUUUCCAAAGUCAUCAGCUACAAGGGGGUGGUGUCUAAAGUCCUGAACUUAGAGGCUGGGCUGUACGAGAUUGACGGGAAGGUGGGGCUGUGUCUGGCCUAUCAGCCACUGCAGAGAGGAGGGCGUGGCUUCAGACCAGGGGCGGAAGUCGAGCUCCAUGACGUCCACUUCCUCUACCGGCCCUCUCUGCACACCCUUCCCACGAUGCUGUGUGCAUGCCUGCGCUCCAGUGUGCGGGUGACAGCCUUCAGUCGCCUGGAAACAGGGGUGACGCCCUGUCCUGCUGCGGACUCCCCCACCAUCCGCCUGCUGCUGGAGAGGAAUCUAGGCAUAUCCCAGUACCUGUGGCUGUGCCACUGCUUGCCUGCACUGAGAGAGAGGCUGUGUCCUCGCUGGGUGAGAGAGGGGCGUGUCGGGGUGGUAGCAGGCAGACUGCUGGCUCUUCUGCUUCCUCCUGGGCAGGAGGGUGGACGACCGAGGGAUAUGUUCAAAGAGAUGCUGGAGGAACCACACCACUGCCCUCUAACUGAAUACUCCAUCAGCUGUCCCUCACAUGAGCUACUGUCAGUGCAAGAUCUUCGAUCCUGGAUGGAGAGAGAGUGUUGGCACUCCAUGUCCCUGCCCUCGUUACUGCCCCCCUCCGCUCCCCACCUGACCCGUGCUGAACUCAACCCCCUCCUAGCCUGGUCUGUCCACGUGCUGCCUGCCUGGACCCUGCCCACACCCAAGGUGCUGGUAGGCGUAUUUCGGGGUAGUGGCAGAGGGCCGUGUAUUCAGUUAGUGGACCAGACCAGUGUGGUCAACUGUGUUGUCGUGGAAAUAAGGAAGGGCCAUGGUUACUGUGCUGCCUACAACACCGCCUGGUUAGGUUGUUUGGUGUGUGUACAGCGCUACACUCUGGUGAUGGAGAGAUUUCUGACUGCUGACUUCCCUGCCUGGACAUACUUGGACCAGGAGCGUUACAUCACACAAAGACACUCCAGGGUGUAUAUUCAGCUCUGCCUGGAUGAUGUGCAGGUCCUCAGCCCAUCUGUUGCCAUGACAACAUACCGCAGUGCCUCAGAGCGAGGGAGGUGUGGAGAGGGGGAGGAGCCUAGGGAGGGAAGGAGGACAGGCGGAGGGAGAGCAGAGGAAAGAGGAAGGCAGGAGCAGCCCGGGCAGCCGGAGAGCAGGAGUAGGGAGAGGGGAGCCAGGCAGCCACCACCAGGCAGAGGGAACCGCUGCAAGAGACCCAGGAGAGACAUACAGGAGGCCAACCGCCAUCCAGAGAGUGGCACUGCACAGCCUGCAGAGGGACGAGCACGAGUGGGGGAAAAGGAGGAUCCAUCCUUCAGCGGCGCUGGCUGCCUUCUGACCUCUGACCCCUGCGUUUCUGUUGUUCUCUGUGUGGUGUCCAAGGAAGGCCUGGCCUUUCGGAACAUCCAUGUUCUGGAACAUCCAGAAGGAGCCCCCGGGCUCUCCCUGUGUUUUGGAGCAUCUGCCACAUUGUUUGGGGGGGUGCAGAGAUGGGAACAGGACCCCAAAAACUGCCCCCUGGAAGAGAGAGAAACUGAUAGAGGGGGAGCUGAGAACAGAGCGGUGGAGCUGCAGUUUGUUGGUGACUCUGUCCGCUGGUACCCCUUUCUGCAGCCUGGCUGUGUGUACAGGGUGGUGGCUCCCCACACACAGGACCCCUCUGUUCUCUGCAGCUCUGCUCUCCCGGUGCACGAUGGUGUUCAGCUCCACAGCGCCCCCUGUUUGCUGGUCCAGGCACAAUGGCACUUCCAUACACUACCACAGGAAAACCGGAGCUUGGUACAGAAGGUCAUGUCCGUGUCAGAUGUCCUGUACAACAGCGCUGCUGCUGACCUCGUCACUUUUGAGGGCGUGAUCUCCCACAGGAUAACGUUGCUGGAGGAGAGAGGGAAGGCCUCCACCAUCCAAUCAGAGCUCCGCAAGAAAGGUGUGGACGUGGAGCAGGCUCUGAAUGUCAGGUUGACGGUGCAGGACCUUGUGUCUCCUGGGCAAACUGUGCAGGUGUACUUGGACCUCUCACAGCAGCCAUACCUCCUAGGGCUAAUACCUGGGGCCAUGGUGCUGUUCUACACCUUCCAACGCAAGGUGUCGCGGGUGAAUUGUGUGUAUUGCCGCUCCAUUCCUGUCAGUUGUGUGGCAGUUACUGCAUUGGGGGCAGAUGGGUCAGCAGCCCCCUGCGCCCUGCCUCCCAUCAUGCACCUGGGCGAGUGGGCAUUGGAGGGGUCGCAGCGGAGCAGUGUGGGCAGGGUGCGGGGUCAUGUGGUGUGCCUGCUUUAUCUGCAGCUGUGCUGGGUGUGCUCCUUUUGCACGAGUGUCUUCAAACAGGAAGUGUGUACCCGGACCCACCCCCCUUGCUCCUCUACUGUUCCUGUCUUUCAGGCAGAGGCAAAGGCAGUGGUUGAGGACGGCACUGGCGAGGCACAUGUGUGGUUCUCCUCUCAGACAAUCCCAGAUCUGCUGGCUCUGAGUGUGACGGAGUGGGAGGGGCUGCAGCGGCUGGUUAUGGUCAGAGGUCAUCUGAGGGUAUACCACCGAGGGAGGCAUGCGGUGUCUAAUGAAGACAUGGAUGACCCCCUGCUGCACUACCUGUCCUAUCUGUGCUCCUGUGGGGCUGUAUGUCGCGCUCUCACUCUCAUCUGCCGACUUCAGCCCCGGUCCCAGAGGAGCACUGCACACAGACAUGAGAGUGCCCAGCUGAAGAAGUUCACCCGGAGGGACAGAGAGUUCAUCACGAGGAUUCCACUCCCCCUACAACUCAGCUGUACAGAACUGAGGGAAUGGGACAGUUCCCUGUGACAGUGACAGGAGUGAGAGAGGGGUAAAUGGAAAGCCAAGGAGAGUUGGGGAAGCAGGAAAUGAGGGAGAGAGGCAGACUGAAGGAGUGGGAGAGUGCAGUGUGGACCAGUGGGAGACAUGGACUUUUAUAUGACUCUAGCAGUCACUUUUGUGUGUACCAUAAUAUAUAAUGAUGAACCUAAA